AUGACGCACGGAGGUAUACAAACAAAUGUGAAGAAUACGGUGUCUAUCAGUGUUGCACUGAUAGAGCAGGGGAGAAAAAAAAAGACGGCGAACGAAACAAUGGCAGCCGAAGGAGGUCUGAAGCUGCUCGGCUUGACGGUGAGCCCGUUCGUGAUCCGUGUACGCAUGGCGCUGCAGAUGAAAGGCGUCGGCUACGAGUACGUGGAGCAGGACCUGUUCACCAAGGGCGAGCUCCUCCGCAAGUCCAACCCGGUGCACAUGAAGGUCCCGGUGCUCAUCCACGACGGCAGACCCGUCUGCGAGUCGCUGGCCAUCGUGCAGUACGUCGACGAGGCCUGGGCGGCCGCGGGCCCCUCGAUCCUCCCCGCCGACCCCUACGACCGCGCCGCCGCUCGCUUCUGGGCCGCCUACGCCGACAGCAAGCUCUUGCCGGCGUGGGUAGGCAUCAUGUGGGCGGAGACGGAGGAGGAGAGGGCGGAGAAGGUCGGCGACACGCUCGCGGCUAUCGGCCAGUUGGAGGAGGCGUUCGGGACGUGCUCGAACGGUAAGGCCUUCUUCGCCGGCGACUCCGUCGGGUACCUAGAUCUCGUCGUCGGCUCGCAGUUGCUCUGGUUCGAGGUGCUGCGGAAGAUGUUCGGCGUCGUGGUCGUUGAGGUCGGCAGGGCUCCGCUCUUGGCCGCGUGGGUGGAGCGGUUUGGGGAGACUGAUACGGCCAAGGAGGUGGUGCCGGACGUUGACACGGCGGUGGAGUACCUCAAGAAGCUUCAGUCUCGCCGGGCUGGUUCCACGGUUGCCCAGCUGCUGUCGUGA
Messenger RNA from Triticum turgidum subsp. durum (durum wheat), 810 nucleotides. Lineage: Eukaryota; Viridiplantae; Streptophyta; Magnoliopsida; Poales; Poaceae. The record is from the annotation of a GenBank genome assembly.